AUGGACGGAAACAGGUCAGGCAAGAACUGCACAGUCUCCUGGCGGGCGCUGGACGCCGCAGUCAGACGGUUUGACACGCUCAAUGGCUCGGCAAACUUCUACGACAUCAACAGCAAGACCUCCGCCUCCUUCGACACCGCCAACGACAUUCCGCGCCUUACCUGGGACCAGGUGCGCGCACGGCUGGAGAAGCGGUUCGUGUGUGCUGCAGAAGUGAAGGCGGAAGACAUCGAGGGCGGGAAGAGCGGAGCGAGAAUGGUCGUGCGGGCCUUGCGGCGGACGGCAGGCUUUGCGGAUGCGAAGGAGGUUCUCGAGUGCAGUGUCUGGCUGGCGGCGUUGCUGGGAGCUGUGUCGAACGCAGCGCUGGAUAUAGCCGAGUCGCAACGACGCUCCCCUUCGGUCAGUCCCACACCAAACCCUCACGAUUUCUUCGCCACCCGCAACUCUCGCACCGCUACACCCACCCCGACUCCCGCACUCGAACCCGGCCCGAGCGGCGAGAACAAAAAGCCUUUCUUUGCCGCAGUCACGCCGACUCCUCAGUCUGUCCCAGCCAAGCGUCGCGCUUCGCAGGCGCUCGAUCUCGACCUCGAGCCCGUACCGCUGCCCCUCGGAGGAAAGGGGAAGGGGAAGGCUCGAGCGAUCGUGUUGGACGACGAGGACGACGAUAUUGUCUUCGUCUCGGUCUUGGGGCGCAGGACCGCGGGUGAAGGAGAGCCUGAGGUCGACGAGGAGGAGGAGGAUCGCGCGAUCAGCGCAUGUUCGCCGGAGCUAGGAGAAGCUGAAGGAGGAGAGCAAGAAGAGGAGGAGGGGGAGGAACGGGCCGAUGAGUUCGAAGAACCGGCCAUCGGCGUCCAGGUAUUGGGCAAACGCGCCAGGCCGCCGCCAGGGUAUCUAGCGGGUCUGGACAGGAGCAUCACCCCGCCAGCGGGACGAGCUGAAGCUUUCGACGAUCAAGAGUACCUGCCGGAAAAGAAGGGCAAAGCAGCAAAGUCUCCCGAGAAGACAGGGAAGCGAGCCAAGAAGGGCGAACCCGACCCUUCUCAACCCAAUCUCCAUGGGUUCUGGCCCUCGACGCACAAGCAGGACAUACCUCAACCGGUGCAUAAGCGAUCUUGA
Rhodotorula toruloides NP11 is the source of this 1119-nucleotide messenger RNA. RefSeq lists its product as uncharacterized. The transcript is spliced from 7 exons. Lineage: Eukaryota; Fungi; Basidiomycota; Microbotryomycetes; Sporidiobolales; Sporidiobolaceae. The coding region runs from base 1 to 1119 and encodes 372 amino acids. The record is from RefSeq and is a predicted model, not a curated record.